AUACUAAUAACCUUUAUGAAACAGAAAUCUAUAAUACUUCACUUUUUAAAGAUCAAGAUAUUUCUGAUAAUAAUAUGGUUACAAAUAUUGCUACUACAAGCAGUAAUACAAAUAUUGAUUUUAAUGUUCCUGUUACAUUAAAUAAAAAAAAAACCAGAUCUAAAAUUUCUGAUAUUAGAUCUUAUUUUAAACCAAAAACUACUGAUGCUAAGGAGAUAAAUUGUAAAUUUUGCCAAACCCUAUUUAGUAAAACUACUGAUACAAGUAAUUUGCACAAGCACCUUGAUUCUCAACAUCUAGUUAAAAAAAUACGUAACUUUGUUAAUGUUAUUUCAUCAUCAUCAUCUAUAACCCAGGAUUUUAAAGAACUUGAACAGUCAGUUGGUGAAGCCUAUAUAACUAUGCAUACAACAAUUGUUGCAGUUAUAAGAUAUAAUAAGAAUCUUACCAAAUUUAAACUUACACCACAAGAAGAAACUAAUCUUCAAGUUACAACACAGUUUCUUAAACUAUUUUACGAAACAACUAAUAUUCCUUCUAGUAGCAAUUAUAUAACUUUAAAUAUUGCUAUUUUACUAAUUGAUGAUAUUGUUGAUAAUAUCUUAUUGUGUAUCCAGAAUCCAGCAAGUCCCAAAUUUCUUAAAGAAGCCGCAACUCAAAUGUUUAAAAAAAUUCAAAAAUAUACUAAUGAAAUCUAUGAUAAAACAGCAUUUAUAGCUGCUAUUCUUGAUCCUUAA
Dentiscutata heterogama is the source of this 737-nucleotide messenger RNA. Lineage: Eukaryota; Fungi; Glomeromycota; Glomeromycetes; Diversisporales; Gigasporaceae. The record is from the annotation of a GenBank genome assembly.